GCGGCCGCCCUGAGUUCUUCGGCUACCACUUUGCGGAGGUUGGCCAGUGAAAUGGUUCCUGUUUGGUUCUGGGCCGCAUUGUAUAGCUUGCGAACAGCUGCGAGGAGGUCUUGCCCCAUGCCUCUGGCGGUCUCUUUCUUCUCUGGGUUUGCCAUUGCUACCAAUCCGUCGACCAUGUUCUUGAUAGCGUCGAUGUCAGAGGGUGAGGGGGAACGAGGAGGUGUCGGGGGGCCGCUUGAGUGCCGUGACUGGGCCGGUCCUCCUCCUCUCCCUUCAGUUGGAGGGGUGGGGGCGGUCAUCCUGUCCCAUGCAAAGGCUCGAGCGCUCAGGGGUUCAGGGGCUCAGGGGCACUAGAUGGAUGGAUGGAAUUUAUUUCGCCCGGAGGCACGAAGCCUAAAGGGCCUUGG
This is a messenger RNA of Parathielavia appendiculata, 407 nucleotides long. RefSeq lists its product as uncharacterized. The transcript has a single exon. The coding region runs from base 52 to 354 and encodes 100 amino acids. The record is from RefSeq and is a predicted model, not a curated record. NCBI's taxonomy places the organism in Eukaryota, Fungi, Ascomycota, Sordariomycetes, Sordariales, Chaetomiaceae.